Messenger RNA from Sinocyclocheilus rhinocerous, 2757 nucleotides. RefSeq names its product family with sequence similarity 13 member C (gene fam13c). The transcript has 13 exons. Lineage: Eukaryota; Metazoa; Chordata; Actinopteri; Cypriniformes; Cyprinidae. Bases 1 to 1566 code for a protein of 521 amino acids. The record is from RefSeq and is a predicted model, not a curated record.
AUGGUGUUGCAGCUGAAUGGUGCAGCAUACAAAGAAAGUUCUCAGAGUUUAGCCUCUCGCUUGGCUGGCUGCACGCUCACACGUUUCUUCCUGUUCUACAGGACCCGGUCAGGACAGUCCCGCAGUAUAGCUACCCUGAUUCCACCAGUAGGCAUGGGUCACCAUCUCUACACCUUCACAUUCUUACUGACAGAGGAAGACAAACCUCAAGCACCUGAGGGCUCUUUGCUGAAGCUCCAGGCUCUGGAGGGAGACACCAGCCCUUCUUCAGACACCUCUCCUGAAGAAAGUCCACCUAGCCUGGGAUUCAAAAAUGAAAUCCUGAUUCCUUCAUGCAAUGGCGUUGGGGAAGAGCGCAGCCCACCAGACUGUAGGCUGGCAGAGGGUGACUGUAGCAGUGAUCUCCAGCAGAGCCCGGGGCCCAGUCGACUCAUCCAGCACAUCACAGAUGACAACAGCCCCCUGCCCUCCCCACGCUGCUCCAGCCUCAGCCAGAGCCAACGCUUCAACACAGACCCUGAAUCUGCCCCGUCUCCACCCUGCGCACAGCAUCUCAUCAUGGCUCGUGGAGUUGUUAGAACGGAGGUUCCUGGAGACGCCAAGGAAGCUACUUCCAUCCCACUCCUCACCAAACACAUCCAAACUCUCAAGAGGAAAAUACGCAAGUUUGAUGAGCGCUUUGAACACGAAAUGAACUAUAAGCCUUCACAUAAUGAUAAAUCAGUCAAUCCAGAGAUUUUCAGGCUCAUGAGUGAACUAGCCAGGUCUCGCAAGCAGCUCAAAGAUUUGAAGCUUAGACAGACAUUUGAGGAAUCCCGGACACAUGAGAACAACCACUCCACAGAUAUUUGCAGGUACACUAACGGCCAGCAGGAGACGCCAGAGCAGCAGCACAAGCCCUCUCUGGAGGAGACAGUGGACUCACUCCUGAAACUACUACGGGAGAAACGCCAGGCCCUCGGCCUCCCAGACAACAUGAAGGAGAUGACCCAAAGACAGAUGGCCCUGGAGAAGAUCACUCUGCAAAAAUGUCUGCUGUAUUUUGAGAGCUUACACGGCCGUCCUGGCACCAAACCAGAGGAGAAAAACCUGGUGAAACCUCUCUAUGAUAGAUACCAGAUGGUGAAACAUCUCCUAUGUGCGACUCCCACUAUUACAACUAUAGAAGAAGAAGAAGGCUCAGAUGAUGACUCCGUUCGGUACACACCCCCACCCAUGUGCCUCAGUGAUAAGAGAGGCUGUGGGGAGGAGGAGGGCGACAGUGACCCGGCCUUUGUGUCUCCGCUGGAUGAGAUCAAGACAGUGAGACAGUCAGUCAUAACCAUGUCCAACCUCCACGAGGCCUCCAGGUCUGAGUUGCUGGAGUGUUUGCGUGAGACUCGAGCCGAGAAGAAGAGACGACGUAAAGCCAUCAGAGAGUUUGAAGAGCAGUUCUUCAGACAGAUGGGAAGAACCGCACAAAAAGAUGACCGAAUCCCCAUGGCCGAGGAGUACCAGGAGUACAAAAGUCUCAAAGCCAAAUUACGCUUACUGGAAGUGUUGCUCAGCAAACAGGAAACCACUUAGACUAUCUGAGAAUUAUUUCUGCCUUUCAGUAUCGAACCCAAUGUUUGGACCAAAUUGUGUUUUUUACAUUUGACAUAAUUGUGCCAUUAUGAUGCUAAAAUGCACUUUAAUAUCCUUUCUGACCACAUUGGAAGUCCUAGACUCAAUGGGUUGGGCCGAACCGAUCAAGGCCUUUCGGUGGCUACUAUCUCAUAAACGCAAACAUGUGCGAUCUCUGUGCUGUGUACAGAGCGAGACGGAUCGAUACAAACCUCAUUCAGAUUUCAAAGGGCAAAAGGAAAUAUAGAGUAUUCAUCUAUGUGUAUGGAAUAUGGCAUUUUAUUUUUGGAGGAGAUUUUUUUUAACCAAAGUCGAACCAUAUGCAAUUUUCACGUUUUCUUGCUCUUGUUUGAAGCUAGUUUAUGAUUCUAAUUAGGAACAUGGUGACAAUUAUGCACACUAAUGAUGAUCCGUGACUCUCUGGGGCUAGACACGAUCUUUAGCCUGUCAAAUAAUGCAACGCUCUAGACAGAAAACAACGCAGAGCACUUAAAAUAAGGGUUUUAUGCAAAUUUCAAUGAGUUCCCUAACAUAUGAAUACAGCAGCAACCAACCGUGUUUAUUUCUCAUAUAUCUGUCUCUCACAUGAAAAAGGGAGCACAAAAUGAGACAUACUAUCCAGAAUUGAAAAGGUUCUCCCAGGAGAGCUAAGGAGAGCUAAGUAUUUUUAAAGAUCUAUUUUAUUCAAAAACGUGUUAAAGUACAGUACGUGGCCAUCACAGAGCACAGUUUUCCUCCUAUACAUGAAGAACAAAUGAUACAUUAAGCCAGUGGUUAAAAUGAACACUGUCCAAUAACGUCAUACACUAAAAACAAUACUGAAGCCCAAAGCAGGAGAUAUGUUCAUGAGAAGCGGAUGUGCGCUUUAAGUGCAAUUCUGCUCAAGUAGCUACUCUCUGGAAACGAAACAAUCAAUAUCUUUCCUUUCCGACGGCUCUACUGCAAUGAACUAUUACAAUCUUUGUGUAGUGUCUUUGCAUGCCAACCAGCGUAAACUGUUGAAUUGUGCUACAAUCAGGUGUGGUUAUUCUGUCAUGUUAUCGUCGUCCCAGAAUUUAUUUGCUGUACACAUCCACAAUGACAAAUGUAGCUUUUGAAUGUUAGCUAUUGUGCACGUAAUUCUACAUUGGUUUAUACAGUAAACACAUAUAU